Messenger RNA from Amaranthus tricolor (Joseph's coat), 1956 nucleotides. Its product is annotated as probable protein phosphatase 2C 15. Gene Ontology annotation, biological process: protein dephosphorylation. The record is from RefSeq and is a predicted model, not a curated record. NCBI's taxonomy places the organism in Eukaryota, Viridiplantae, Streptophyta, Magnoliopsida, Caryophyllales, Amaranthaceae. The transcript has 9 exons. Gene Ontology annotation, molecular function: protein serine/threonine phosphatase activity. Bases 357 to 1652 code for a protein of 431 amino acids.
GACUAUCUAUAAUUCUAUUUAUUUAUUAUUGUUAUUAGUUGGGUAUUUUACAGUUCAUUGAUAGUUUGACAUUAAUUCCGUGUAUUCUUGCCGUAUCGAUUUUCUCCCCUUCUCUUCUACAUUAAGAUCACUGCAUUUGUGAUUUGUCCUAUUGUCGGUUCCAGUCAUUUAGAUCUGAUUCCUGACUUCUAUCAUUCAAUCAUUUUAUUUAUUGUUGGCGGAUCUUCAGUUAAUUCAGGUUUUUGAUGUCACAUGUUGAAUUUGCUGCAUAACCCAUGAUUUGAAAUUCAUCAUAUGAUUCGGAGAAAGACGCAUACUUGGUAGUUAGUUUUUGGAAGGUUUUGAAGUGGAAUAGUAUGGCGUUAAGAGAAGCAAGAAGGCAUCAAUGGCAAGAACAAGGGCUUAUACCACUUGCAGCUUUAAUUAGUAAGGAAAUGAAGAAUGAGAAGAUGGAGAAACCAAAAAUUAGUUAUGGUUAUGCAGCACAAUCUAAGAAAGGAGAGGAUUAUUACUUGGUUAAGACUGAUUGUCAAAGAGUACCGGGCAAUUCCUCUUCCACCUUUUCAGUAUUUGCUAUUUUUGAUGGGCAUAAUGGAAAUGCUGCUGCCAUAUAUACAAGAGAAAACUUACUAAAUCAUGUCUUAGCUGCAAUCCCUCGCGGGAUUAGUCGUGAUGAAUGGCUUCAUGCCCUACCUCGAGCGCUAGUUGCGGGAUUUGUUAAAACCGACAAGGAAUUCCAGCGCAGAGGAGAAACAUCUGGGACAACAGCGACAUUCGUAAUUGUGGACAGAUGGACAGUUACUGUUGCAUGUGUUGGUGAUUCUCGUUGUGUAUUAGAUGUCCAGGGAGGUGCUGUUUCAGACUUAACUGUUGAUCAUAGGCUGGAAGAUAAUCUAGAAGAGAGACAGCGUGUGACCGCUAGUGGAGGUGCAGUUGGGAGGCUUAGUAUUGUUGGAGGUGUAGAGAUAGGGCCACUUCGUUGCUGGCCGGGGGGCUUGUGCCUUUCUAGGUCAAUUGGAGAUCUGGAUGUGGGAGAAUUCAUUGUACCAAUUCCUUAUGUGAAACAAGUGAAGCUAUCAAAUGUUGGUGGGAGACUCAUCAUUGCUUCCGAUGGCAUUUGGGAUGCGCUAUCAUCGGAAAAGACCGCAAAAUCAUGCUUUGGUUUGCCCGCUGAACUUGCUGCUAGACAAGUUGUAAAGGAAGCAUUACGUUCAAGGGGGCUCAGGGAUGACACAACUUGCCUAGUUGUUGACAUAAUCCCGCCUGAAAAUCCUGUGCAACUAUUGCCUCCACCUAAAAAGCAAAGCAUGUUUAAGGCUUUACUUUUUUGGAAGAAACUACGGGAUUCUUCAAACAAAUCAUCAAAGAAGUUAGCACCUAUAAGUAUUGUGGAAGAGUUAUUUGAAGAAGGAUCAGCUAUGCUUGCAGAAAGAUUGGGAGGCGAUGAUACACCUGCUCAAUCAACGUCUGGUCUUUUCAAUUGUGCUAUAUGUCAAGUCGACCUUGCUGCCAGUGAAGGGAUCUCGGUACACGCUGGUUCCAUUUUCUCAACGAGUUCCAACCCUUGGCAAGGUCCUUUCCUCUGUGCGGAUUGCCGAAACAAGAAAGAUGCGAUGGAAGGAAAACGCCCUAGCGGCUUCAAGUUUCCUUGAUUCCGAUUGUUUUUCCUAUCAUUCAAUUCAUUUAAUUUCUAAUCAUUGGUUAGGUUAUUCUUUCGGUUCUUUUAGGUCGAAUUAGGAGUAGUAUGUACGUAGCAGUAGUUUUAGAAAGCAGGUUGUAGAAUUAGAUGAUAUUUUAAGCUAAACUAUUCGAGUUCAGAUGAGCUGAUGAUCAAUUCUCAAGCAUCUAAUCUUCAUGUACAUAAUUAUUAUCAUUUGUAUCUUUAAUUCUUUUUUGUGUUGAUCUUCUUUCGACAUUUAAGCUGAAUUACUUAUUUUUGAUUAUUUUCUCCGAUAA